Messenger RNA from Monodelphis domestica (gray short-tailed opossum), 4467 nucleotides. It is a transcript of the gene PLCB3, whose product is annotated as phospholipase C beta 3. Gene Ontology annotation, cellular component: cytoplasm. Gene Ontology annotation, molecular function: calmodulin binding; calcium ion binding; phosphatidylinositol-4,5-bisphosphate phospholipase C activity. The record is from RefSeq and is a predicted model, not a curated record. Lineage: Eukaryota; Metazoa; Chordata; Mammalia; Didelphimorphia; Didelphidae. Gene Ontology annotation, biological process: G protein-coupled receptor signaling pathway; phosphatidylinositol metabolic process; phosphatidylinositol-mediated signaling.
CAGCCGGGGCCGCCCCGGGAGAAAGUCCCGGACUGCGCUGCCUCCUCCUCCUGCUCCUCUUGCUCCUGCUCCUUCGCUGCCCCCCGCCGCUGCGCUCGGGCUCGGGGAGCCGGACCAGACCCGGACCGUCGGGGUUCGAGCCCGCACUGAAGCGCGGCUCGCCUCCCCGCCCUGGCCCCCGGCCCCCGGCCCCAGCCUCGGGGGAGCCAUGGCCGGCGCCCGGCCCGGGGUCCACGCGCUGCAGCUGGAGCCUCCGGCCGUGCCCGAGACCUUGCGACGGGGCAGCAAGUUCAUCAAGUGGGACGAGGAGGCGUCCAGUCAGAACCUGGUCACGCUGCGGGUGGACUCGCACGGCUUCUUCGUCUACUGGACGGGACCCAACAUGGAAGUGGACACUCUGGACAUCAGCUCCAUCCGGGACACACGGACAGGCCGCUACGCCCGGCUGCCCAAGGAUCCCAAGAUCCGGGAAGUCCUGGGCUUUGGAGGCCCCGAAACGAGGCCGGAGGACAAGCUGGUGACCAUCGUGUCCGGCCCCGACCCUGUGAACACGACCUUUCUCAACUUCAUGGCUGUGCAGGACGAUACGGCCAAGAUCUGGGCAGAUGAACUCUUCAAACUGGCCAUGAACAUCCUGGCCCAGAACGCGUCCCGGAACACCUUCCUUCGAAAAGCGUAUACCAAGUUAAAACUUCAGGUGAAUCAGGAUGGGCGAAUCCCAGUGAAGAACAUCCUUAAAAUGUUCUCUGCGGACAAGAAGCGGGUGGAGACGGCGCUGGAGUCCUGCGGCCUCAAUUUUAACAGGAGCGAGUCGAUCCGGCCAGACGAGUUUUCCCUGGAGAUCUUUGAGAGAUUCCUCAAUAAACUGUGUCUGCGGCCUGACAUAGACAAGAUCCUGCUGGAGAUUGGGGCCAAGGGGAAGCCCUACCUGACCCUGGAGCAGCUCCUGGACUUUGUCAACCAGAAGCAGCGCGACCCCCGGCUGAACGAGGUCCUGUACCCGCCGCUGCGCCCGGCCCAGGCCCGCCUGCUCAUCGAGAAGUACGAGCCCAACCAGCAGUUCUUGGAGCGAGACCAGAUGUCCAUGGAAGGCUUCAGCCGCUACCUGGGCGGGGAGGAGAACAGCGUCCUGCCGCCCGAAGCCCUGGACCUGAGCAACGACAUGACGCAGCCCCUGAGCUCCUAUUUCAUCAACUCCUCCCACAACACCUACCUCACAGCGGGGCAGCUGGCAGGGGCCUCGUCGGUGGAGAUGUACCGGCAGACCCUGCUCUGGGGUUGCCGCUGCGUGGAGUUGGAUGUGUGGAAAGGCCGGCCGCCCGAGGAGGAGCCCUUCAUCACCCACGGCUUCACCAUGACCACGGAAGUGCCUCUGCGGGACGUGCUGGAGGCGAUCGCGGAAACGGCCUUCAAGACGUCCCCCUUCCCCGUCAUCCUCUCCUUCGAGAACCACGUGGACUCGGCGAAACAGCAGGCCAAGAUGGCGGAGUACUGCCGCACCAUCUUUGGGGACGCGCUGCUCAUCGACCCGCUGGAUAAGUACCCGCUGGCCCCAGGAGUCCCCCUGCCCAGCCCUCAGGACCUGAUGGGCCGAAUCCUCGUGAAGAAUAAGAAGCGGCACCGGCCGCCCCUGAGCCCGUCAGACGGCUCGGUGCGCAAGCGGCCCUUGGAGCAGAGUAACUCGGCCUUGAGCGAGAGUUCCGUGGCCACGGAGCCCCCCUCCCCGCAGCUCGGCUCCCCCAGCUCCGAGGGCUGUUCCACUCUGAGCAACGGAGAAGAUCACGUGGGCUGCAACCCCGAACCCCGCAAGUCCAUCGACCGAGAGGCAGAGAGUGAAGAAGAGGAGGAGGAAGAACCGGCCGACCCCAAGAAGAACAGCACAGACGAGGGCACGGCCAGCAGUGAGGUGAACGCCACGGAGGAGAUGUCCACUCUGGUCAAUUACAUCGAGCCGGUCAAGUUCAAGUCCUUUGAGGUGGCCCGGAAGCGGAACAAGUGCUUUGAGAUGUCAUCCUUUGUGGAGACCAAGGCCCUGGAGCAGCUCACCAAGAGCCCCAUGGAAUUUGUGGAAUACAACAAGCAGCAGCUCAGCCGCAUCUACCCCAAGGGCACCCGGGUCGACUCCUCCAACUACAUGCCUCAGCUCUUCUGGAACGCAGGCUGCCAGCUCGUUGCCCUCAACUUCCAGACGCUGGACCUCCCAAUGCAGCUGAAUGCCGGCGUGUUUGAGUACAACGGGCGCAGUGGCUACCUGCUCAAGCCAGAGUUCAUGCGGCGCCCGGACAAGUCUUUUGACCCUUUCACGGAAGGCAUCGUGGACGGCAUCGUGGCCAAUGCCCUCCGGGUCAAGGUGAUCUCGGGCCAGUUUCUAUCAGACAGGAAGGUCAGCAUCUAUGUAGAGGUGGAUGUCUUCGGCCUUCCUGCGGACACACGUCGCAAAUACCGCACUCGGCCCUCACAGGGCAACUCCUUUAACCCGGUGUGGGAUGAGGAGCCCUUUGACUUCCCCAAGGUGGUGCUGCCCACCUUGGCCUCCCUCCGCAUUGCGGCCUUUGAGGAAGGGGGCAAGUUUGUGGGACACCGAAUCCUGCCAGUGUCCGCCAUUCGCUCAGGGUACCAUUACAUCUGCCUGAGGAAUGAGGCCAAUCAGCCCCUGUGUCUGCCUGCCCUGCUCAUCUACACAGAAGCUUCUGACUACAUCCCUGAUGAUCACCAGGACUAUGCCGAGGCUUUGUUCAACCCCAUCAAACAUGUCAGCCUCAUGGACCAGAGAUCAAAGCAAUUGGCAGCUCUGAUUGGUGAGAGUGAGGCUGCUCCCGAGACCCCAGAGGAGAGGCCUUCUCGCCAGCUAGGGCCCCAGCUGUCCACGGGCUCCGUCCAGAGCCCCCAGGAACCUGGAGCCUCCCGCACCCAUGGCCCUUCCACCUCCCCCACCAGCCCUUCCAUAAGCAGACCAGGUCAGUGCGAUGAGCUCAUCGCCAGCCUCCUGGGAGAGGUAUCUGUGACCCCCUUGGCGGAGCUCCGGGUUCACAAGGCCCUGCUGAAGCUCCGGAACCGGCAGGAGCGAGACCUGCGGGAGCUGCAGAAGAAGCAGCAGCGCAAGGCGGCGGCCUUCCUACGGCGCCUCCACAGCCACCUGGCCCAGUACCGGGCCGACAUGGAGAAGAGGCGCAAGCAGCAGUCCCAGGCCGGGGUGCUGGAGGAGGAAGAGGGGGAAGAGAUGCGGAGCUAUCGGGAGCUGCAGAAGAAACAGCUUCAGAGUCUGCUGGACCUGAGGGAGGCCCAGGCCGACGCGGAAGCCGAACGUCGCCAGGAACACCUGAGACAGGCCCAGCAUCGCCUUCGCGAGAUUGUCCUUGAAACGCACACGACUCAGCUGAAAAAACUGAAGGAGACGAGUGAAAAGGAGAAGAAGGAGCUGCAGAAGAUUCUGGACCGGAAGAGACAUAAUAGCAUUUCUGAAGCCAAGAUCCGGGAGAAGCACAAGAAGGAGGCGGAGCUGACUGAGAUUAACCGGCGUCACAUCACGGAGUCGGUCAACGCCAUCCGGAGGCUGGAGGAGGCCCAGAAGCAGCGCCAGGAGCGGCUGGUGGCCGGCCAGCUGCAAGUCCAGCAGCAGCUAGAAGAGGAAGAGCCCAAGGUGGCCUCCCGGCUGGCCCAGGAGUGCCAGGCCCAGCGGGCACGGCUGCCACAAGAGAUCCGACAGAGCCUGUGGGGUGAGCUGCCGGUGGAGCAGGCGGCGGAGGAGGAGGAGGAGGAGGACCUUGCUGCAGGCGAUGGUCCCAGCCUGGGCACUGUCAGCGGGCACACGCUGGGCAGAGCCAGCAAUGGGCACGCCCUGGGGGGCAGAGCCAGUAAUGGGCAUGCCCAGGGGAGUGGCAGUGGUGUAGACUGUGAGAGGCAAGAAGAGAACACCCAGCUGUGACCCCAGGGUGGGCAGGGGCCAGAGCAGAAAGGGAAGACACUAAACUCUUGUUUUUAAAACUUUUUAUUUUUUUUAAAUUUUUUAUUUUUUUAAAUUUAAGGGGGCAAGAAGCCCCCAUUAACCCUCCCUAGUGGUAUGUGUACGUAUGCGUGCGUGCGUGUGUGUACGUGUGCGUGUGCGUGUGUGUGUGUGUGUGUGUGUGUGUGUGUGUGUGUGUGUACCUACAGGUUCCCCUUUAGUCCCUGGGCCCCUCCCUAGAGCUGAUAACAAGGGUGAGCCUCCCCUGCCCAGGGCCAAGGAUCAGCAGGGGUGGGUGGACAAAGAAGGGAUUUAAACUGGGGCCCCCCCUCACAAUUUAGAUCCUGGGGGUGGGGUGGAAGCCAGGUUCUUGAGGUGUUUGUGUUUGGGGGGCCAGGAGGAUGGGGCUGGGCUGGGGGCACCUCCCCCUCCCCAGCUUUGGGGAUCAGAAGCAUCCUGUUCUCUUACCUUCUUCUUGUUUUUGUUUUUAUGUCAAUAAAGUGGCUUCCAGGGCCUAGACCACC